AUGGUGGCCAUUAGGAUGGGAAAGCUGAUAACCAUGCCUGCAGGUCUGAUACAUGCUUCUUCUAUAAGUGUCCAUGUAGCUGAAGAAGGGGAAUCCAAAAGCAGCUCUAUACAGCAGGUCCUCAUAUACACUAUACCACCUCUCCAGGCUAAAUAUGUUGAAGAACAGCCUGGUCAUUUACAAACUGGCUUUGUGUUCCCCCACACUACAACUGUUCAUUAUACUGGCCUGAUAAAAGGUGUUUUUGUCUUUUGGAAAGAUGAGAUAAGGAAGCCAGCCAUGGGGGUGCACUCCCAGCACUUGGGGAAGCAGAUGCAGAAGGAAUAUGAGAUAAUGGAUACAGUACAAUUUGGAAAAGACACAUAUGUCUGUCUGAAGAAUCCUCCUCAAGAUUUUCUUCCCAAAAUGGGAGUGAUUACAGUUUCAGAAAUGAUGAGUUUGGUUUCAGUAAGAAAAGGUUCUGUGUUUAAGAAAAUUGCUUAUUCACUAGGACUGACCAUGUUAGCAACUGUUUGCUACCCACUUUAGUCAGAAAACUUACAAAAAAAAAAUCUAGGAAGCUCUGAUGAAAUAGAAAUACCUGUAAAAACAACUCAUGUCCUAAAACAUUCAGUGCCUUUGCCAACAGAACUCACCUCUGAAACAAACACCAAAUCAGAAUCCACCCCAGGUGCUACCCAGUUUAUGCCUGUUCCCAAGUUUAUGGAUCAUAGACAGUCUCAUCCCCAAGAUAUAGAUAUGUACAACACUAGAAGCUGA
Messenger RNA from Castor canadensis (American beaver), 759 nucleotides. NCBI's taxonomy places the organism in Eukaryota, Metazoa, Chordata, Mammalia, Rodentia, Castoridae. The record is from RefSeq and is a predicted model, not a curated record.